GAAAAUAGCCCCAACUUAUAGAAUAGCCUUUCAGAUUCCCCUCUCAUUGCUUUUUGCUACCGCCUUACUUCAGCCUUUUUUUUUAGUUUACCUUCCCCGUUCGUGUUUCAGGAACUCAGUUGCCGACGUUCUUGGCGAGAGUUAUCGUUUGCAGAUUCUUCCUCCAGAAGGGCGGUAUAGGUGCCGGAGCGUGAACUUGAACGCGAUUGAAAAGGAACAUUAUCAUGAAUCCAUAUUGGUGUUGGAAAAGCUUAUAUUGUUAGUUUUCUUUUAGGAUUAGAUAUCCUUUUUGUUAGGUGACAAGCAGUCCAAUUAGCUUUUGGUCAUGAAAACACCUUUUGAAUAGAGAAGCACUACCGCCUUGUUAUUUAUGCUUGGGUUAAUAUAAAUUAGCUUUUCUAGCUUUCAAUUUCUACCGCUGGGGUCUAUUCUUGAAAUAUCUACUAAUAUUUGCUCCUUGAGUUUUGUUGCUUUUGUAGGUUUCAGUUUCGAUCUUAAGACAUGGCAAAGCAUCAUCCUGAUUUGAUUAUGUGCCGCAAGCAGCCUGGGAUAGCUAUUGGGCGGCUUUGUGAAAAAUGUGAUGGGAAGUGUGUUAUCUGUGAUUCUUAUGUUCGUCCUUGCACGCUGGUGAGAGUCUGUGAUGAAUGUAAUUAUGGCUCUUUUCAGGGUCGCUGCGUCAUCUGUGGAGGAGGGGGUAUUUCUGAUGCCUAUUACUGUAAGGAGUGUACACAACAAGAGAAAGAUCGAGAUGGGUGUCCAAAAAUUGUGAAUCUUGGAAGUGCUAAAACAGAUCUCUUUUAUGAGCGUAAGAAGUAUGGCUUCAAGAAAAGAUGAUAUGACGAGGAACUGCAGAUAGUGGUGCCGGGGUUUGUUAGUUGUCCGCCUUGAUGUAGAACUUGCAGAAGCAGAUGUACUGAGUUUCGACAGUAAUCUAUCUACUAGAGAAGCGACUACUUAAAGAGUUGGUGUAUCAUCUGAUUGCUAAGCCUAAGAUUUUCUUUUACUUGUAUUUCGCUUAAUAAUUGAUCUUGCUACAAGUUCAUGACGUAGUUUUUUGUGUGGACCUUUAUUUCUCGAAAUCGUUUGUUUGCGCUAUAGUAGCUGCUUCCAUGUAUGAUCUCGAAUUUAGGGUGCUAAUCCAAGUUUUUAUGAUUUUUGCAAAAUAGAUUUCGCAUAAUAGUACUUGUGUCAAAUUUACUCUAUUAAGCAAUGGCCAUGUCUUUUUUUUUUUUUUUUUCUGGAAACGGCAGCAAUGGUCAUGUCUUGAUGUCCCCC
Molecule: messenger RNA, 1275 nt
Organism: Oldenlandia corymbosa var. corymbosa
Lineage: Eukaryota; Viridiplantae; Streptophyta; Magnoliopsida; Gentianales; Rubiaceae
Source: the annotation of a GenBank genome assembly